Messenger RNA from Chara braunii, 2911 nucleotides. NCBI's taxonomy places the organism in Eukaryota, Viridiplantae, Streptophyta, Charophyceae, Charales, Characeae. The record is from the annotation of a GenBank genome assembly.
UGCGACAGACGCCAUCUGCGCCGGUUGGGAAGAGGAAAUAGUUGGUUGCUUGUCCAGCUCCGCCUUUGCCAGCCGCGUCGCCCUCGCCCUUGCCCAUGGUGAGAGGAGGUCACGAUAUCGCUCAAUGUUCCAGCGAGGCUACGGAGUACGACGACAGAAAUCUGUACGGACGCAAUGCUGCGCGUGACAGUGCCCAGGAAGGUGCGACUGCCCUUACUGAGCGAAACGAGGAGGAAGAAGAUGGGGGAAGCUGCGGUCCACGUGAAGACGACGGUGAUGACGAGUAUAUGGACGUUGGGGAUGAGAACAUGCAGGACCAAAACAUGCAUGGCGAUGACGACGUCGGUGUCACGUCGGAGCAUGGCCCUGGCGACAUCCCCACCGGUUCUGUGGGAGCGGCUGUUGGUCGGCCCUUGUCGUCCCCUGCGAUAUGGCAUUCGCAAGGCGGGAGUCAGGGUGGGCAUGACUCGCAGGAGCAGGGAGGAUCAAAGUCGAGGAAAAGGACAAGAAAAACUUCUCCUUCUGCUUCCGCUCACAAGAGACAAGCGAGGACUGACGCUGUUAAUGAGGCUCGUGGAGCUCUGGUGGCAUCCCAGGAGGCGAGACCUCCUCGAAAGAGCAGCCAGGAGGGAAGAUCUGGCGGUCGUGGCGGCGACCGUGGUGGCGCAAGAAAAGGCAUCGUGAAUGCCAUCGAGAGUUUCAUCACCACGGAACCGGGGGCGUGGGAUAGGCCUGACCUCGUGCUUGCGCCGGUUGACCGCACCGACAUUGUUGGCGGGCAGGGUAGGCGGAUAACACCGACCGAAUUCUUGGAAAGAGACUCCUCGGAAUUCGAUUGGUAUGCUGUCUGUGGUCAGCAUACGGUAGAGGCCAUGAAGACAUUGGUAAAAAAGGGCUCUCCGGCAAUCGACGUCUAUGGCCUUCGCGCGUACUCUAAGGUGUGGGUCGUCUAUUUUGGAGAUGAGCAGACGCGAGGGUAUUUCAAUGUCUCCGCCUUCGACAACACGCGCGAAAAUCGGGCCAUGAUGUUGUCCUUCGAGGAUGUUGUCCGUGAUAUGAGGCAAUGGUGGAUCGAUAACCAUCGAAUCGAGGCCCCGAAAGGCAAGGUCAGCGAUAAGGAUGCGGUCGCCGUUGCGCACCAAAAGAAGUGGCAGAAUUUCUUAAGGGCCUCCAUGGGNGAUAAGGAUGCGGUCGCCGUUGCGCACCAAAAGAAGUGGCAGAAUUUCUUAAGGGCCUCCAUGGGGAAGGCAUGCGACAAGGCGUUCGUGAAGCAAGCGCUCGAGAAUGAGUACAGUAAGGAUUGGAGCAAUAAACUCCGUGGCUACAUGAACCUCGCCACAUCCACCGAGGCUGUGUGGCCACUGGUCGAGAAGUUCUUCGAGAUGUUCAACGAGGGGAAGCUGCCAGUUGGCAAUGGUAAAAUACCGCUUGACAUGCCUGGUAGGAUGGAGGGGCGCCAGCCAGGCCCGUACACCGACAAGACGAAAGGGCAAAGAACAUUAUACCAUUGCAUAUACACGAGAGAUGGUCCCAAAGGCUCCACGGUGUCGUGGAAGGAUCUUUGUCCUUCCUACUUCAAAAAUUUUGGGGAUUGGACGUGCCGCGAGAGGGAAGUUGCACUGCUCCUCCUCAUGCAAGGGAAGGUGGUCACGACGAACAUCAAGGUCAUGCCUCCGAGAGUGAAUACGGAGUGCCUCCUCGACAUCAUGCGCAAGGAACGGUACAUGGUCCGUAUGUUCAACUACGUUGUUUUUCGCGCCGAGGGAAGGGCGGACGAUGAGUGGAAUGUUGCCUUCUUCAUGUCCUACAAGGACCUCGAAGACAGGUAUGGGCCGAACGGUCUGUGUGCAGCUGAAUGGGAGAAGGAACGAGACAAGUUGCAUGUCAACAAAGUGAAGACGGUCCCUCGACGGCUUGGAGGGGUGGAGGAGGCAAGGCAAGGAUCAGGCUUGGGACCUACGGCGACAAUGUAUAAGGAGGCUCCGUUCCACUUUAAGGUGUUUGUAUACACCUCAAUCGAUAAGCUCGAUCUGCUUCGGGCAGAGGUCAAACGGGUCGCCUCCAGUGCACGUCACAUCGUGGCCGUCAUCCUUGACAUCUCCCCCGCUAACUUUUGCACGACGUGGACCUCUCAAGAGUUCGACGCUCUGCACUCUAUGAUGACUAAGUGUUGUGACGUUAAUUGGGUUUUUCUUGCCUUCGCACCGCAGAAGGUGCAAAGUGAUGUUCUGCGUUGCUUAUUCCAGUGGGAGGACAUCGAACUCAUCCUCGGGACCUGGAAACGGGUGGACAGGCCAUCAAAUGACAUCACGAGGAAGAUUCUUCGGACUCCGACCUCGAACUGGGCGAGGACACAUGUGCUGAGGUUCCGCGCGGAGGAAUGGUGCAAGCUCAUGAUGACGGAAGGGUCCAUCCCAGUGGCCGUCCCAAGCGUCGCCUCAAUGGUGGCCCCGUCGGAAACUGCUGUAUUGCAAGACAUUGGAAGAUGUCGUGGCAAUGAAGAAGACGACAUUGAGAUACCAGGCGAGGCGUCGACGCUCGCACCAAGCGAUGCAAUUCCUCCAGGCUACUGUGCUGACCCGAACACGAUUUAUUUCUUGGAGGGCAAACACACCCACACAAGCGAGGAUCAAUGGGGCCAUGACAUCAUAUGGCAUGAGGGCGUUUUACAGCCGUGCAUCCAAGAUGGGGAGUGGAAGAUGGCGGUGAAAUACACAAGCGGUGGGAAGACUUUUCGCCGGAUGUCAAAGGACAUCUGGUUGAAAACGACGGAGCUCGCGAUCCUGCAUCGCGUGCGCGUCGAGAAUCCAGGGCAAAGCGAGGCCGCCAUCAAAGCCAAGGCCGAAGAAUUGUUUCAUGUCUUGCGCGACAAUCGGUAACUGGAGUAUAGCAACAAAUUUUAUGCCCUGCG